AUGGAAUUCGUGCAAGCAGUCGCCACCCUAACCCUCCGAAAUCUCCCCUUCUUCGAGUAUGCCUGGAAGUUUUGUGAGCUCGCCGCGGCAACUACUUUGCAGGACCUGACCAUCACUGAAAUGUUUCGGCUCAGGGCUACUUUCCACCAUCCCGUGGACCUCCCAGACACCACGGCAUUGAGUUGGAGAGAGGCCAUUUAUCGGUGUCUGGGAAGCGUCCGGGCCCGAGCCGGAACCAACUCGUCAGCCGCAGCUCUCCCUUGCCCGCCAUCAUCUCCUACCCCUCCUCACCAGCCACCAUCCGCGGCCUCGGCCAACCGGCCGACAGAGAGUGCGGCCAACCCGCCGACAAAGAAUGCGGCCAACCCGCCGACAGAGAGUACGGCAAGCCCGCCGAGAGGUAUGGCAAGCCCGCCCAGCUCACCUUCGCCUCCGCCGGUCCCGUCCGGCUCACCUUUGCCUACGCCGGUGCCGUCCGGCUCACCUUCGCCUCCGCCGGUUCCGUCCAGCUCACCUUCGCCUCCACUGGCUCCGCCUAGCUCCGCGCUGCCCGAGUGCAUUCAAGAAUCCGCGCUUCCAGAGCGCCCCCCUGUGCCUGCGCCAAGAAGGCGCCUCCCUAGCUCCGCGCUGCAAGAGCGCCCCCUAGAAUCCGUGCUGCAAGAGCGCACCCCAGUGCCUGCGCCACGAAGACGCCUCCCUGUCUCCGCGCUGCAAGAGCGCCCCCUAGAAUCCGCGCUGCAAGAGCGCCGCCCAGAAUCCGCACUGCAAGAGCGCACCCCAGUGCCUGCGCCACGAAGGCGCCUCCCUGUCUCCGCGCUACAAGAGCGCUGCCCAGAGCUCCCCUAUGUGUCCUGCUCCGUCUUGGGCGCCCGAGCUCCUGGAUCCUCCAUGGGCGCCCAAGCUCCCUGCUCCUCCUAGGCCGCCCAAGCUCCCUGCUCCUCCUAGGCCUCCCAAGCUCCCUGCUCCUCCUAGGCCGCCCAAGCUCCCUGCUCCUCCUAGGCCUCCCAAGCUCCCUGCUCCUCCUAGGCCUGCCAAGCCUCCUGACCUGCCUUGGCCUGCCAAGCCUCCUGA
This is a messenger RNA of Onychostoma macrolepis, 1071 nucleotides long. RefSeq lists its product as uncharacterized. The record is from RefSeq and is a predicted model, not a curated record. The coding region runs from base 1 to 918 and encodes 305 amino acids. NCBI's taxonomy places the organism in Eukaryota, Metazoa, Chordata, Actinopteri, Cypriniformes, Cyprinidae. The transcript has a single exon.